CGUGUACGUGCUUCAUUCUGUUCUUCAGUACGCUUGUGUCGAUCGUAGGCAACGGAUGUAUAUCGUCGUACGCGUGUUUUUUCUGAACUCUGCGGGUGAUCCGGAAAUAUUGACAAUGAUCAAUUAAGAGAGAAAUAAAUAAAUUUCCCUUUACGAAAUAAACUAUUUUUAUUAAUCCUGUGAAAAAUUAAUUCUAACAUUGUUUUAUGCCAAGCAUUAAAAUUUAUUUAAAAAGUGAAGUUUACAGAAUAAACGUGAAAUAAAGUGUUGAUUCAGUAAGACGAAGUGUAAUUUAAAUUGACAAAAUAAUGUUAAUUGUAAUAGUAUAUAAAAAUUUUCGUAGUUCAGAAAUUAAAUUGUGAAGGCAGAGUUACUCAGAAUGAAAUACAGUUUUUAGAUUACUAUAGUCUUCAAAGAAAAUUCUCUUCGCUUCAAUAAAAGAAAAACUAAUUUUCAAAUAGGGUGAAAGUAUACAUGAAUUAUAGAGCAAAGAAUUUACAGACAAAUGGGAAUCUCUUAUAGAAUGUUGAUCUUCUGACAUAUCGCGAAAUAUAUCAAUGCAAGAUGAAUUGUACUCUUCACACGUCAUUUAGUUAAAUCGCGAAGAUGCAUACAAACGUAUAAGUCAUAUUCCCAUCGAACUUACGCACGGACGAAGUAAUCCCGCCAAGAACCGUUCAAUUUUCGCGAUGACGUCCAUACUGUCCGGAGAAAAGAGCAGCGCGGCGAGGAUGAAGCAAAAACUGAUGAGAGAUGCGCCUGCUACGAAGGAAGACACGAGGUCCUUCCUAAACUUCUCGCGAGAAAACCUGAGUAUCUCGCACUCCGACUUCGAGCAAGGAUUCAACAGAUCGCGAUUUGCGAAACCGAGCAGGAACACGAUCCUGAGCGUGGCCGCCCUUAUGGCCGUCGUUCUCUGCCUCGGUCUUCAGAGUUGGAAACUGCUGUUGAACACGCGCGAAAUCGAGCAGCUAAGAAGAGACGUCGACAUCCUCAAACAUCGGUUUUUGGAACAGGAACUCAUGGACAAGCUCAAGGCUUUCGAGGAACAGCUGUACGCCGAAGAAUCUACCGAGGAUAAUGAUCCAAGCGAGACGGACAUCGACAACUCUGAUUACGACUCUAAUUACGACGACGACGGUUCAGCGUCGCACGAUUAUUCCGGUGACUAUCAUACUCCCUUGACUUACGGUGCCAGAUCAUCGGAUUUCCGCGACAUUACAUCAACGUCGAUACCAAUACCUACGCCACCGGAACCCGGUGUCAAUGAGGAUAUGGUCGAGCUGUUGACAGCCUUACGCAAGGUCGAGGCGAAGCACGGACAGGACUUCGAGAAGAACGUACGAGAAAAUCACAAAAAUAUCGAGCGGGAGCGUCUUAAAGGAAAACACAAGGGACAAUCGAGUCACGAGGAGAAAACGAAUGAUGCUAACAGCACCAGACACAAGUCCGACGUUAUCGUCAGGGGACCUAGGAGUUCAGGAUUCAUUAAAGAGAGCAACAAAUCGAAGCGAUCCGUAAACGAUGGUUUGCCCGACGACCCCAUGAGAGAUACAACAAAUGGCAAACGACACAAUACUAGGAGAAUUAUCGUGCCUAGAACACGUUCUUAUACAAGCGGCGAGAGCGACGCGAAUAACAAUUCUGAGACAGAUCCAACACCACAUCCUCCGAAGAAGUAUCACGCCCAUUCGUUGGAGACGAUUUCCGUGCGUCGUGAUCGAUUAAAUGAGGAGAUCACUGAAUCCGAUAGAUAUGGGACUGAAAGCACGGAAACUACAGGUGACAGAAGGGUCAGCUGGCGAAAUCGCGACAUUUCGGGAAACAGAACUGAAAUUCGCCGGCCCGUUCAGGUUUAUGCGGUCCAUUAUGGGGCGGACAGCACCCUUUUCUCAACGCAGGACGAGCACACCGGUAAUGGAAGGGCGCGACACUACAAUGGCAUCUUCAGAGCGUGGCAACCGAGCGAAUGGGUCGCCAAUUUUGGUAUGGGCAGGCACUUCACGCUUGCUAGCGACGGCAAACUCACCGUGCACGAGCCGGGAUUGUACCUGGUGUACGCGCAGAUCCACUAUUUGGACGAGCACGACGAGAAUGGCUUUCACAUGCUAGUGAAUGGCAGGCCUGUACUGCAGUGCAUGGUAUACAGUCCAGGGGUUGGGCACAAAAGUCGCUCGUGUUUUUCUGCCCAAAUAACCAUUCUUCAAGCAGGCGAUCACUUAGUACUGAAAGAUAUUGGAUCAGCGAGGUACACUCUUUUCCAGCAUGAUAAAAGUUUUUUUGGCUUAGUAAAAGUCGGUGAAGUGAGACAACAGCAGAGACAUUCAUCGACACAUCAGUAAUUUUAAACGCUGUAGAAUUAUCAGCGCUAAAACAGUGAUAUGCGAUUUAUAGUCAUCAGCUUACCAUGUCUUUAAAAAUUAGUUGUAAUUUACACAAUUUGUACCUAAUGUAUUAUAAUACAUUUUUAACUCGCAA
Monomorium pharaonis (pharaoh ant) is the source of this 2478-nucleotide messenger RNA. RefSeq lists its product as uncharacterized. The record is from RefSeq and is a predicted model, not a curated record. Bases 690 to 2342 code for a protein of 550 amino acids. NCBI's taxonomy places the organism in Eukaryota, Metazoa, Arthropoda, Insecta, Hymenoptera, Formicidae. Gene Ontology annotation, cellular component: membrane. Gene Ontology annotation, biological process: immune response. Gene Ontology annotation, molecular function: tumor necrosis factor receptor binding; receptor ligand activity. The transcript is spliced from 7 exons.